AUGGCACUACCCUGUUAUCAGGCACUGAGAAAUACUCUGCGGUGUGUAGCAUUACAUCAAAAUAACAUGUCUUGUGGCUUAACUGAGCGUCGCCAGAACAACAGAGCCGCAGGUCCCCAAGGGGGAGGUGGUCCUGGAGGGCCUGCAGGAUCAGCAUGUAGACUGAGAGGUACAGGCACAAAUAAUGCAGCUGCUGCGAAUGCAAGAGGAAGCACGCCGAUAACAACAGCCCCCCAAAAUGGCCCACAACCAAGUGCUCAGGGACCCCCGCUUAGAGCUAAGCCUUGCUGCCUCUUAUGGUGUUGUUGCUGCAAGUGUCCUUGCUCUAACCCUGGAGGUAAGGCAAGUGAGGAGAAUGGACCCAAUAUAAAUUCCAAUAAUUCCGAUCUGAUGGUGAACUGCGAAUUAGAACCACCGUAA
Molecule: messenger RNA, 420 nt
Organism: Diabrotica balteata
Lineage: Eukaryota; Metazoa; Arthropoda; Insecta; Coleoptera; Chrysomelidae
Source: the annotation of a GenBank genome assembly